Messenger RNA from Malus domestica (apple), 1245 nucleotides. The record is from RefSeq and is a predicted model, not a curated record. Lineage: Eukaryota; Viridiplantae; Streptophyta; Magnoliopsida; Rosales; Rosaceae.
AUGGGUUUGGGAGGAAGAUUAGUUUUGUCUGUUAAAACUGUGGGGUUUGUUGGUGUUGGUUGGGAUGGCGGUGGUGGUGGCGAUGGUGAUGGUGGGGUGAAGCUUCGAGCUAAUACAACUAGGGGUGAUAUUGUAGCGGUCUUGUUGUGCUCAUCUCACCCAUUUUGCUGUGCUAGAGAUACAGUAACAUAUGACACUCCAAUUACCGACGGUGUUGAAUCAGAAACUCUUGUUUCGUCUGGUGGAAGAUUUGAACUCGGAUUCUUUAGCCCUUCACCUGAAGGGACUCAAAGAUAUGUUGGCAUAUGGUAUCACCAACUGAGUCCGAGGACAGUGGUAUGGGUUGCCAACAGAGAAAAGGCAGUUGACAAUUCCACUAGUAAUGGAAGUCUUGCACUCCAAGAUGGUAACCUCCAUGUGUUGGAUGCUGCUGGAAAGAGGUACUGGUCAACGGAGGUUGAAACAUCCGAGUCUUUGACGCAGACUGUGACGCUCAUGGAUUCCGGGAACCUUGUUCUAAGCAGUGGCCAUGAUAAGUUGGCAGUGAAUAUUCUGUGGCAGAGCUUUCAAAGUCCAACCGAUACAUUCAUUCCUGGGAUGGUAAUGGAUAAAAGCUUGGUGUUGACUUCAUGGAGAGGCGAAGAUGACCCGGAAAGCGGGCGAUUCAUCUUCAAAAAAGAUCCAGUUCGAGAGGACCACAAGAAAUAUGUUGUUGGAAAUUCCAGCAAGGUUUUCAGUUCUCCGAGUCAAAACUCUUCUUAUAAAAACCCAGGAAUUCCUCCACGAUCAGAAUACAAUUAUACAAGCUGCAAUAGUAAUAAUAGGCCGCUGCUGUGCAAAUGUUUGCCAGGUUUCAAGCCCCAGUAUCUACAGCAGUGGAAUUCUGGAGACUUUUCAGGUGGAUGCAAAAGAGACUCUGCAUUAUGUGGCAACAACAAGAUUGAUACCUUCUUGAGCUUGAAGAAGAUGAAAGUGGGAAACCCAGAUUCAAAAAUCAACGUUGAAAAAGAAGAAGAAGAAUGCAGGAACGGGUGCUUAAAUAGCUGCCAGUGCAAGGCCUAUUCAUAUGCUAUAUCUGGAGAGUAUAGUAAUCGAAGGGAUGCUUCAUUGUGCAAAAUAUGGAACGAGGGAGAUCUAAAUAAUCUUGAAGAAGAGUAUACUGAUGGGGGCCAGGACCUCUCUGUUCGUGUUGCGUUGUCUGAUUUAGGUAUUCUUCCUCUGAAGCUUCCCGAAACUAACAAAUGA